AUGAGGGUAUGCCGGGCGGCUGAGGCGGAGAGGCGCGCGCAGGCACUUGGCUCGACCCCGUCACUGGUGGAGACCGACACGCAGGAGCGACCGACGCCGCGGGAAUUUGGGGACGAGGCGUGGGCCGGGGUUACGUCUUGGGAAUGGGAAGCAUUUUUCAGUGUGGAGGCGGUUGGAGGGAGGACAGUGCGCCGGAUCCCACAGCGGGCUCGGUCGGGGGUCUUAGACGCGCUCUGUUGCGUCUUAAAGCGUUUGAAGAGCCGGCCGGGGGAUGAAGCCGCUACCCUCCUACUCUUGGCUUUUCCGCGCCUCAUCCUAGCCGUGCCUCCCAAGCCAGGCAUAGGACAGAAGGCGCUGAUCAUAGAGCGGUUGGGGGCGUUUUGGGAGGGGAGGUGGCGGGAGCUGUUCGACUCCGCCAUGGUGGCGGCGCGGCCAGCAGUACGCCCACUUGCCUACACUUGCUCUGACCAGGACCCGGAUGCCAUCCGCCUGUCACGGUGCCGAUCUCGGUGUAAAGUGGGAGAGUGGAGCCGCGGAUUGGCUUGCCUUACAGCAGGGGAGUUGGCCCGGCCGUCUGAGGCCAUGGUGCAGUCGCUGCGAGAGAAGCACCCUGCUAGCACUAGCGAGGUACCACAGUGGGUCCGUGAUUUCACCGUCGAUGCUCCUCAGCGGCCUCCACUCACGGCCGACAUCCUGGCCAGAACUAUCCAUACAGCCGCUCGCACUUCAGCAGCAGGGCCAUCGGGGUGGGUCACAAAGCAUCUGCGCGACACCUUCCUCACUGAACCUUCCUGCCUUUCCCACCUGUUGGAGGUGUUCAACCAAUGGGUGGCGGGACAGGUCCCCGAGCGGGCUCGGCCCUGGCUCGCCGCAUCCAACCUAGUUGGGCUUUCCAAGCCUAACGGCGACGUCCGGCCGGUCGCGAUUGGGGAAGUGCUUCCGCGUAUCCUUGCUCGAGCUCUCUGCAUCUCGCUCCGCCCUACGAUGGCUUCCUACUUUCUGCCGUGCAACCAGCUGGGAGCGGGCACCAGGGCCGGGGUAGAGAUUCUUACCCAUUCUUUCCGGUCAGCGCUGGCUACUCACCCCGACUGGUGUGCGCUGCAGAUAGAUGUCGCGAACGCCUUCAAUUCGUUUCACCGUCAUGCGAUGUUUGAGGGGCUGCGGGAGUCGCCUUUCUCAGGGUUGAUCCCAUUCUUACGUGUUUUCUACGGGACACCUAGCGAUCUGUACCUCCGAGCGGGCCCUUUUGUACAGAGCCUUGAGUCGGCACGAGGAUCACGGCAAGGGGACCCGCUCGGCCCUUUUCUUUUCGCGUUCACGCAGCAGCAGGUGAUGGAGUCGGUGACUAGAGAGUUCAGGGACCUACUUUUCCUGAGCUACGCAGACGAUACCUAUAUCAUGGGACCGGCGGCUAGGAUUCUAGAGGCGUUUGGGGUGCUGCGGGAGCGGUUGGAAUGGGUGGGGCUGGAGGUGCAGGCUCACAAGUGCCGGUUUUGGGAGCGCGAGGGCGGGGAUGUGGAGCUGGCACUGCCAUUGGGGAUGCAGCGGGUGGAGGAGGGUCUCACUGUGGUGGGCAUGCCUAUUGGGGAGGAGGGUUGGGAGGUGACCCGGUUACGGGAGCGGCUUAGACAGUUGCAGGCGCAAUUGCCAUGGCUCCCCCUGCUCGACCACCCCCAGAUGGCUUCACAUCUCCUCGCCAUUGCAGUUUCAGCACGGCCGAUGUACCUGGCCCGGACUAUGCCGCCGCGUCCGGAGGUGGUGGAGGCCUUCAGGGAUUGGGAUAGCUGUCUGGAGGAUUGCUUUGAGCAGCUUUUCCCACCUGGCACUUGGGAGCAUGACCCCGACCGGUCUAGGCGCGCGCGCAUGCAGCUGCAUCUCCCUGUGCGACUCGGAGGGUUUGGGAUCCGGGCAGCAGCCUCUUUGAGUCCGCUGUCCUAUGUUUGUGGAUGGGCGCAGGCCGCGCGUGAUAUUGCACAGUUGGGGGUGGCGGGCGAGGAGGCGAUGUUUGCGGAGUACCUCACCACUUCGGCAGGGGCGGAGUUUCUUGACCCGUGGUUUGCCAAGGCUCUUGAGCAGCUGCCUGCGACUAUACGCCAGGAGAUGCCGGGCUUACCUCUGUGCGUAGCGGCCCCUCCUCUUCGGCUUUUCCAGGCGCGGCAGCGGUUGUUGGCGGUAGAGGAGCUCCAGACACUGCGUCGCUCGGCUCGUGACGAUGCCACCCUGGCCCGUUUCACAUCCCUUCAGGGCCCGGGGGCUGGUGCAUGGGUUUCGGCGGUUCCGGCUCACUCAGAUCUCACAUUCACUGCGGCGGAGUGGGGCAUUGCUGCUGCUAUACGGCUCGGGCUCCCAAUUCAGCAGCUGCAGGUGGCGGGGAGGUGUGUUUGUGGCACAGCAUAUGUUGACCCAGCAGACCCGCAUCAUGCCCUGAGAUGCAAGCACCAGCAUGGUCCAUCUCGGGUACAUGAUGAGGUGAAGUUUGCGGUGGCGAAGAUCUCUAAGGCGCCUGGGGGGGUGGUGACAAUGGAGGAUAGUGUGGUGCUGCAGGGGAAGCGGGUUGAUGUGGCGGUGCAACGACCAAUGGCUGGAGAGGCUCACGCCCUGGAGAUCAGCGUCGCGGACCCGCUAUCGCUGUCUCCAUCUUUGCUAGGACAGUGUGGGCGUCAAAUAGGCGUGGCGGCAAGAGAAUGGGAGCGUCGUAAAACGAGCGAUUACGCGCCCCUGCUUGCACGCAACCGGGGCGUGCAGUUCACUCCUCUGAUAGUGGAUCUGGGAGAUGCGCACGUGGGGCUAGCUGUGUCGCGGGGGGCUUGUCGGGAGGACGACACUGUGUUUUCGGCUUAUCUUCUAGGGUCACUGAAGGCGCUCAUCGGGGUGGCGUUGCAACGUGCGCAAGCCCGUGUCAUCCUGCUUCGAGCGGCGUCUUCUAUGGGGGGGAUUAACGUUGACUUGGUGGACCGGGAGUGGGACGAUGGCGAUGCGGAAGGCGGGGCUCUCUGGGUGGAGGCCCCGUACAUGGUGGAUUCGCUGUUGUGA
Messenger RNA from Closterium sp. NIES-65, 3033 nucleotides. NCBI's taxonomy places the organism in Eukaryota, Viridiplantae, Streptophyta, Zygnematophyceae, Desmidiales, Closteriaceae. The record is from the annotation of a GenBank genome assembly.